Molecule: messenger RNA, 5558 nt
Organism: Frankliniella occidentalis (western flower thrips)
Lineage: Eukaryota; Metazoa; Arthropoda; Insecta; Thysanoptera; Thripidae
Biological process (GO): signal transduction
Cellular component (GO): cytoskeleton
Molecular function (GO): protein binding
Source: RefSeq, a predicted model, not a curated record
CCACCUGACGCGGUCCUCCUCGUGGCUGCCACCCCCGGAAGCAUGGACGUACGCAGGAGGUGACCUCCCCUUUGGUUGGGAACAGGCUGUGGAUGCCAAUGGCCAGCCUUACUACAUCAACCAUGUCAACCGCACGACGAGCUACCAGGACCCGCGCUCCUGCCGGCCGUGGCGCGGCGCGGAGGAGGCGCCGGCGCCGCGCACCGUGCGCCUGCUGCGCCACCCGGACCAGGGCUUCGGCUUCGUGGCGGGCAGCGAGCGGCCCGUGAUCGUGCGCUUCGUGACGGAGGGCGGGCCGAGCGAGGGCCAGCUGCAGCCCGGCGACCAGGUGCUGCGCGUCAACGGCGAGGACGUCAAGGACGCGCCCCGGGACCGCGUCAUCCAGCUGGUGCGCGCCUGCGCCGCCACCGUCACCCUCGUCGUCUGCCAGCCGCCGCUCGACAACUCGGCGCGGAAGUCGGCGCUCCUCUCUGCGGCCAAAAAGGCCAAGCUCCGCUCCAACCCUUCCCGGGUGCGGUUCGCCGAGGGCGUUGCUGUGAGCGGCGCCCCGCUGUUUCCGCCCUCGGCGUUCGCGGGCGUGGACGCGGCGCUACCCUUCAUGCCCAACGUGCUCAAGGUGUUCCUGGAGAACGGCCAGACCAAGAGCUUCAAGUACGACGCGAGCACGACCGUGCGGGACGUGGUCAGCUCGCUGCAGCAGAAGCUGUGCAUCAAGGCCACGGACCACUUCGCGCUCACCGUCGAGCACGUCAAGAGCCUGCGCAGGAACAAGCUCACCCUCCUCGACCCGGACGAGCCGCUGUCCAAGAUCGCGGCCCGGCCCGGGUCGCACAACCUCCGCUGCCUCUUCAGGGUGGCUUUCGUCCCCAAGGACGCCUGCCAGCUCGCUCAGAGGGACCUGACUGCCUUCGAGUACCUGUACCUACAAUGCUGCAACGACGUGGUGCAGGAGCGCUACGCGCCCGAGCUCAAGUACGACAUCGCCCUCCGCCUCGCCGCCCUGCACAUCCACCAGCACGCCGUGUCCAACAACAUGGCCGGCAAGGUCACCGUCAAGAUGAUCGAGCGCGAGUUUGGCCUGGAGCGCUUCGUGCCCGUGUCUCUGAUGGAGACCAUGAAGCGCAAAGAGCUGAGGAAGAUCAUUGGCCACUUCCUCAAGAUGAACCAGAACAUGACCACGGCGUCGGGCAUCGGCCACAAAAGCUUGACGUCGCUGCAGGCCAAGCUGUACUACCUCAACAUCAUCUCCCAGCUGCCUUCGUACGGCGCCAAGUGCUUCAGCACCAACAUCAGGGACUCAAAUAUGGAGACCGUGAUUCUAGUCAGCCCCAAAUUUGGAAUUAGUCAAAUCGUCGGCAUGAGAAAUAGUCUGCCCGUGCCGCUCGCCGAGGUGGAGCACAUGUCGGAGGUGGCCGUGACGCGCGAGGACGAGAUCUCCCGCUGCGUGCGCAUCCGCAUCCCGACGCUGGCCGACAAGGAGCUGGUCCUCAGCAUGGAGGACCGCGACGCGGAGGAGCUGGUGCUCGUCCUCAAGGGCUACUUCCGCCUGCUGACGGGACAGAGCCUGACCGUGGUGCAGGAGCGGGAGCUGCAGCCCGCGGCCCCGCCGUACCGCGGCCAGCACGCCGUGAUGUCGGCACCGUGGAGCUACGCCACCGUCCAGGACGGCGAGAAGAUUCAGUUCGCCAACUUCUCGAUGCCCCCCACCUACAUGACGGCGGACGCGGCUCCCGGGCUCCCGGACGCCUCACAUUAUAUUACGGCGAAUGGACACCACCCCGCCAAGUCGGUGACGUUCGCCCCUCACGCCAACGUGUACCAGGUCGACGACAAUAUGAACACCAUGCUGGGGAAGCUGCAGCACCCGCCGCCCCAGGACGACUCCGGCUUCGACCUCCAGAGCGUCGUGUCCAUGGACAACGGCGACGUGGACAUCGUGGAGGCGCGCAACGAGGAGGUGCUGCGGCGCGUGCAGGAGAUGCAGGAGCUGGUGCAGAGCUCCGAGGAGUACCUGACGCUGCAGGCGCCGCGCCAGGCAGUCGACCCCGCGGCCCCGGCCGCGGCCCCGCACCUGCUCGUCAGCCACGCGCGCGACGGCAGCGUAAGCGACUCAGACUGUUCCCUCCCGGUAGACUCGGACGCGCCGCCGCCAGGCCAGCUCAAGCACAGCGACUCGCUGCUCCUGCUCACCCAGGCCGUCUCCCAGGGGCAGAAGCUGGCCGACCAGGACAGCCUCUCGGCGGCCAUCGCGCACAUCGACCUGGGCGAGGAGAUCUCCGAGUCGGACACGGACUCCAUGAGCACGCCGGCCGAGAGCCCCUCGCACCGUGCCGCAGACGACGGGGACACCCGGCGGCACUCCAUGCUGCGACCGAGCGACUCCAGCUUCGGCCUGCACAGCCCGGACACGGACAACCUGAGGCCGGGUAGCCAGCACUUCCAGGACCUGCUGAAGCGGAUGCAGGCCGAGUCCGUCCUCCCGGAGGACACCUUCUGCCUGGACCCGGACAUCAUCGACCUCACGCUGAUCCCGCCGCCCGUCACGCCGGAUGAGGACGGCGGCGUGCUCGGCGAGGACGGCGCCCCGCUGUUGCCGGCGCUGCCGUCCUCGCCCCUGAGCGUGCCGCCGACGCCGUUCGCCGACCAAACGCCGCUGGAGGUGCAGCUGCACAGCCUGGAGCGGAUGCUGAACCAGACCGAGCCCGAGGAGGCGCCCGUGGAGGCGCUCCUGGACGCAGGGCUCUCACUGGACCUGGAGGCGUUCCUGCGCUCUGUCAUGGUGCAUCCACCGCCACGGGCAGCGCCGCCGCCGCCGCAGCCGUCCAGCUGCAGCAGCAGCAGUAGCAGCAGCAGUAGUAGUAGCAGCAGCGGCAGCAACAACAGCAGUAGCAGCGGCAACGCCACGGCCGUCGAGCUCACCCCGGAGGAGAUCUCGUCCUUCAUCAUACCCCCACCGCCGUCCACUCCCGUCGCCGCCGUGCUCUCGUGCCAGAAGGCCGGCUUCGGGGAGCAGGACGGCGGUGCCGCAGUGCUCGCCGCGCCCCACGGCAACGGCACCAUCGGCACGCCGGAGGAGCUGCGCCGCGUCCCCAGGACGUAUCACUGCUCUCCGCUGCCGCCCCCCAGGGUGUCCGUCGACAGCGCCGUGUCCCUUAGCAGCUUCAUCGGGGACGCCUCCGCGCCGUCCUCAGCCGCGCCCGAGGAGCCGACGUACGGUAACACCACGGCCGACGGCAGCUCGUCCCGCGGCUCCGUGGACUCCAGCGCACCGCUCCCUCACCCGCCGGCCGCCAAGCCCCAGGCCGAGGUGGCGCCCAAGAAGAGAGUCAUCGAGUACGCCACCCUGGAGAAGAAGUCCAGCCCGUUCACGAGCUGCUGCGGGGGGUACAGGGACAGCCCGGACAAGACGCCUUCGCCUCUCGGAGGCCCCGAGCCUACCCCGCUGGCCGCGCCACCCACCCCGCCCAGGACGCCGUCGCACGUGGCACCAGAGCGGCCGCCCAAAAGCAGCAGCCUCCUCGUCGGGCAGGUGCAGGUGGCGGCGCCCGUCCCGGACCUGCCCCCCAGGGUGGCCUGCGCCUACGCGUUGACGCCGCCGCAGGUCUGGUUGCCGCCCAAGCGCCCCGUCCAUCACCAGGCGUCGCCCGUGCAUGGCACCAUACGCCGGGUGGCGCAGGUGACGCCGCUCCCCGCCGCGGCCAGCAGGUCCAGGACGAACAGCGCGGCGCGGGAGCUGGAGGCGAACCACCUCAACUCGAACGGCGUCAACGGCGGCGUCAACGGCGGCGUCAACGGCGGCACCAACGGCUCGGCGUACCGCAUCGGCAACGGGCGCGUGGGCGGCGGCGGCGGUCUGCCGUCAGGGAAGGCCAACCUUUCCGGCAGCCCCAGCGCCGUCAGGGUGCCGGGGACUCCGCCGCUCAAGCCAAGAAACCCGCAUCACUUCAACACCCUCCCCGCCAAGCCCAGGGUGCAACAGCUGUCCGUGUACGACGCGCCUCCGGAGGUGUGGACUGCUCCUCAGGGGGAGGUGAACGGCCACGGUCAUGUCAACGGGCACGGCGGGCAGAACAAGCCCCAGCAUGGCAGCGCUCCCUACUGCAACGGCCAGACCAAUGGCGCGCCGAUGUGGACCAAGCGGACGCUGCUGGCCAAGACGGAGGUGGCGCUGGGCGGGCUGCUGGAGCAGCUGGACCAGGUGGCGGACCAGUGCAGCCUGCACCAGCAGGCGGGCGGCGGCCCGCUCAUGAACGAGGACAAGUUCCAGGUCGCGCGCGAGAGCCUGAGCGUCGAGGCGCGGCAGCUCGUGACCGCCUCCAAGCAGCUCGUGCGGAGCAUCACGGACGACUGCCCGCCGCAGCUGCAGCAGGUGCAGGACGGCGAGGACGGCGGCGACCUGCCCGCGCACCUGUCGGCGUGCCUCACGCUGCUGCGCCGCCUGACGCACCUGGCCGCCGACCUGGCCGCGCACACGAGCUGCCCGCUGCAGACGCGCAACCUCGUGCUCAAGGUGCGCCACGUGGCGCAGGCCUUCCGCGCCACCAUCCAGGACGACGACGCCCUGCUGCCGCAGCGGGCCGAGAACCUGGCCGCGGUGCUGGCCGCCCUGCUGCGCGCGCUCAGGGUCUUCUCGCCGUGAGGGUGUGCCGUCCUCAACGUCACCACCCCGAGCCGCGUUGUAAACCCGCAGCAAGAUGGACACGACAGCCGUGUGAUGUCCGUGUUGCUGGGACAGUAGACUUUACAUCUCUUCCCCUUCUCUCGCCACCAUAUCUUUUCGAGCUCAGAAAUGAACGUACCCGCACCCGCGAGUUGUUUGUUAUGUGCAUCAUAUCAAUUAAACAAUCAAAAAAAUUCACAUCGACAAAUAAAUGUUUGACUUCUUAGAAGUUUGAAGAAGUUUAGUUCCAACGUACGGGAGGUACGUAUUUUGACAGCAAAUCGUCGGUUUGAAUUUUGUCUGAAUUCAUCAGGAAACCUUCGCGAUCCGCUCCAAUGGCUGUUACCACUGAAUUGAAACUAAUUCAUCAUUCUAUUGCUAUCGAGGAAUUCUAUUCUUACAUGCCAAAUAUAUUUAUUAACGAUAGACUUAAGCCGUAUCAGUUGAAAUCUGUUAACGAUCUAGCAUAACGUAGGGCACUGUGACUGUGAACGCUGUAUGAUAUAGGAUCAUGUCUGAUUGGGAAAGAACCGUGCCUCCGAAUCAUCACGAGCCCUUUACACGUGAUGGUAGGAAGGUGUUUGCAUGUCUCAGACAUAAUUUGUGAUAAGUAAUGGUAAUAUGAAAUGCAGAUUUCUAAUUGCUAAUUAGAGUAGAAAAUACUGUUACAUUCUUUCCAAAGGAUUUUUGUUGCAUCAAUGUGUCUUUGAAUGUUGUGAGAUGAAUGGAUGUGUGACCUGAUUUUAAUGUCUUCUUUAAACCCCUUUUUUUACUAGUCAUUCGCACGUUUUUUCACGAGCGCAGAAUCCCAUAUUUUGUUUUUAAUCCGUUGUGUUUUGUACAUUAUUAGUUAUAAAUAAUUUACCGUGGUUGUUAAUAAAAAUCUUUUGCCACCAUC